Messenger RNA from Podarcis raffonei (Aeolian wall lizard), 3087 nucleotides. RefSeq names its product VAC14 component of PIKFYVE complex (gene VAC14). The transcript has 19 exons. The record is from RefSeq and is a predicted model, not a curated record. Gene Ontology annotation, cellular component: PAS complex; endosome membrane. Bases 1 to 2361 code for a protein of 786 amino acids. NCBI's taxonomy places the organism in Eukaryota, Metazoa, Chordata, Lepidosauria, Squamata, Lacertidae. Gene Ontology annotation, biological process: phosphatidylinositol biosynthetic process; positive regulation of kinase activity.
AUGAACCCGGAGAAGGACUUCUCUCCGCUGACGCCGAGCAUCGUGCGGGCCUUGAACGACAAACUCUACGAGAAGCGGAAGGUGGCGGCGCUGGAAAUCGAGAAGCUCGUGCGUGAAUUUGUGGCUCAGAACAGCACAGCUCAGAUCAAGCAUGUGAUUCAGAUUCUUUCUCAGGAGUUUGCACUUUCCCAGCACCCACAUAGUCGAAAAGGGGGGCUUAUUGGCCUGGCAGCCUGCUCCAUUGCUCUUGGGAAGGACUCUGGUCUGUACUUGAAGGAGCUCAUUGAGCCUGUGCUGACAUGCUUCAAUGAUGCUGACAGCCGCUUGCGGUACUACGCCUGUGAGGCCCUAUACAACAUCGUGAAGGUGGCCAGAGGCUCUGUCCUCCCCCACUUCAAAGUGCUGUUUGAUGGCUUGAGCAAGCUUGCUGCAGAUCCAGACCCAAAUGUCAAAAGUGGAUCUGAACUCCUGGACCGGCUUCUGAAGGACAUUGUGACCGAGAGCAACAACUUUGAUCUGGUGAGCUUCAUUCCACUGCUGCGUGAGAGAAUCUAUUCCAACAACCAGUAUGCUCGACAGUUUAUCAUUUCCUGGAUCUUGGUUCUGGAGUCAGUUCCAGAUAUCAACCUUCUGGAUUACCUGCCAGAGAUUCUAGAUGGCCUCUUCCAGAUCCUGGGUGAUAACAGCAAGGAGAUACGUAAAAUGUGUGAAGUAGCCCUUGGUGAAUUUCUGAAAGAGAUCAAGAAGAACCCUUCCAGUGUCAAGUUUGCUGAGAUGGCCAACAUCUUGGUGAUUCACUGCCAGGCUUCUGAUGACCUAAUCCAGUUGACUGCCAUGUGCUGGAUGCGCGAAUUCAUCCAGCUGGCUGGCCGGGUGAUGCUGCCAUAUUCCUCAGGAAUCCUGACAGCUGUCCUGCCGUGCCUGUCCUAUGACGACCGGAAGAAGAGCAUCAAAGAGGUGGCCAAUGUGUGCAACCAGAGCCUCAUGAAGCUGGUUAUUCCGGAAGAUGAUGAGGUUGAUGAGACCAAACAGCCCACAACAGCCCCCCAGAUAAUGGAGGGUGAUCAGGAUGAAUCUCUGUCCAAGCAGGAGGUGACCUCCGGCGGCUGCCUGGAUGCCUCAGGCGAUUCCAAUUUCAGCAACACCAGUGUCUUUAUACCAGCCAGCACUGAGAGAAUCCAGGUGACCCUGAACCUCGAUGGAAUUGUCCAAGUAUUGGACUGUCACCUUCACGAUUCAACCAUUGGGAUGAUGACACGGAUAGCAGUCCUGAAGUGGCUGUAUCACUUGUACAUCAAGACGCCUCGCAAGAUGUUCCGGCAUACAGACAGCCUGUUUCCCAUCUUGUUAAAGACAUUAUCUGAUGAGUCUGACGAGGUUAUCCUCAAGGACCUUGAAGUCUUGGCCGAGAUUGCAUCCUCUCCAGCAGGUCAGACAGAAGGACAAGGGGCACCUGACGGCCCCAGUUUACGACCUGGGCAACUGGAACUGCACAUUCCUGCUCCAACUAAACCUUCCCAGGUUGGCUCCUCUGGUACCAAAGGCAUGGAGUGCUCUCCCUCGACACCCACCAUGAACUCCUACUUCUAUAAGUUCAUGAUCAACUUGCUCAAGAGAUUCAGCAAUGAGCGGAAGCUCCUGGAGUUACGGGGAGCUUUCAUCAUCAGGCAACUCUGUCUUCUCCUGAAUGCUGAGAACAUCUUUCACUCAAUGGCUGACAUCCUGCUGCGGGAGGAAGACCUCAAGUUUGCCUCGACGAUGGUCCACACCCUCAACACCAUCCUCCUGACUUCUUCUGAGCUCUUCCAGCUGAGGAACCAACUUAAGGAUCUGAAGACGGCGGAGAGCCGCAACCUGUUCUGCUGCCUGUACCGUUCCUGGUGCCACAACCCUGUGACCACCGUCUCCCUCUGCUUCCUCACUCAGAACUACAAGCAUGCCUAUGACCUCAUCCAGAAGUUUGGUGACCUGGAGGUCACAGUGGAUUUCCUGAUUGAGGUUGACAAGCUGGUCCAGUUGAUCGAGUGUCCGAUUUUUACAUAUCUCCGCUUGCAGCUGCUGGACGUGAAGAACAACCCUUACCUCAUCAAGGCUCUGUAUGGGCUUCUGAUGCUCCUGCCCCAGAGCAAUGCCUUCCAGCUCCUCUCCCACCGCCUACAGUGCGUGCCCAACCCAGAACUCCUGCAAACAGCGGAUGGCCCAAAGGCCAGCCUCACCUCCAAGAAGACCUCUGUCACCACCCCUGCCAUAGACUACGCAGAGUUGCUGCAACACUUUGAGAAGGUCCAGAGCAAACACCUCCAGGUCCGGCACCAGCGAGCCAACCGGGGCGAGAACCUGGAUCGGAGAACUGUCUUCUGAAGGCCGGAACCCAAGGGACACAGAGGAAGCAGCCAAGCAGCCGGAGUAGCUAAACUCCAUGGCUUGGAGUUGGGAAGAGACCUUGGCUGGAUAUUGCUGCUAGCUACACAUUGAAGAGAUGUCACCUUGCUGUGGGGACGAGCCAGCAUGUUCUGGGGGGCCUUUUCUGAUCCUCCCAGGCAAGAUUUGCUUGUGAGGUGGAACAAGAAGCUGCUGUCUAGUUUGGGAUGUGCUUUUCCUCUCUGGCAGUGGUGCAAGAGCCUUCCCCUUCCCUUGUGAUGGUCAUCUGAUGGUCGUAGCCGUGCUUUUGCAACUGCCAGAGGGGGGAAAAGAAAUGGGACUUCCUACUUCCAGCCUGAGAGGGGGGAGGGUGUGUGGGAAACCCUGGUGCAGCCCUUCCUCCCCACUGAUUUGGGGAUGCAGUUGCCAAAUCCACAGCGCCUUGACCCCUCUCAGCAGCCCUGUGGGCUUGCACACUGGUCCCCAUGUGUGGAUUGGUCAACUGCUAUGAACUCCCAGCAGGAUCACCUCCCUUGCCAGCUUCCCAUCCAGCCCCCAAAAAACCAUGUGUUUGGACUGCACAGUCUUAGCUUACAGCUAACCUGUGUGUAUGUGUAUAUAUAGAUCUCUAUAGACCAACUGUAUUUCUAGCCUGGAUUUCUUUGUACUAUUGUAAAACACUCCUUGCAAUAAAAGGUAUGGCAAAUAAAAUGAUUGAUGGCAGAA